Phascolarctos cinereus (koala) is the source of this 2649-nucleotide messenger RNA. The record is from RefSeq and is a predicted model, not a curated record. Lineage: Eukaryota; Metazoa; Chordata; Mammalia; Diprotodontia; Phascolarctidae.
CGCGGGGCGCGCGGGGCACUUCCCUCUCCCUGGCGCGGCCUUUAGAUGUCGAAGCGGGGAGGAGGCCCUUGUCUCCAUGACGGGGAGAGGGGCAGAGACUUCUCGGUCGUCCCGAGUCCGCGGGCUGAUUCUUGGCCUUGUUACCAUUUACCUCACAGUCCCCAGGCUGGUCUCCGUUCGUGGUGUUUGAAUGUGGAACGUAGUUUAGAGACACUAAAAUUCGACUCCCUCAUUUUCCCGAGGAGGAAACUGAGGCUUGUUUAAUGAAAUCAAAUAACUUGCACUGGGAGUUUAGGAGAGUUAGGUUUUGAGCCCAGAAGUUCAAAGGUGAACCUUCACAAUUCAGAUCUGCUUAAUCUGCAGUGGGAGAGCUGGUUAGGAGUCGGUAUAUAGUGUCUUUUUUCACCUCAGUUAAUCGAAUAAUAUGCUGAACCCUACCCAGCAACUAUCACUGGGGGACAGAAAGAAAUAGAAGAUACUAUAGUACCUGCAAAAAAGGAAUUUACAGUGCAGUUUGGACAACAGAACACAGGAAAGAACACAGCAAGAAUUGAAGACACUUUAUAUUAUAGAGUAACACGUUAGCAAAUCAGACAUGGAUCUGCCAAGCUCUACACAAGAUCCCAAGACAAUAGAAGAUAAUUCUCCUGUCUAUGUUGGUAGAGAAGAAGACAUUAAAAAAUCUCAAAGAAUGACAGCUGUAGUCCAUGACAGAGAAGUUGUCAUUUUCUUUCACAAAGGAGAAUAUCAUGCUAUGGACAUUCGCUGUUACCAUUCAGGAGGACCUUUACAUUUGGGAGAAAUAGAGCAAAGACCCUGUGAAGUAUGUACUAUUAUCCUCAUUUUACAGAUGAGGAAAUCAAGGCUCAUAGAGGAUUUUGAUGGACAAGCAUGUAUUGUUUGCCCCUGGCAUAAAUACAAAAUUACUUUAUCAACAGGAGAAGGACUGUAUCAAUCUAUAAACCCUAAAGAUCCAUCAGCAGUACCCAAAUGGUGUUCCAAAGGAGUAAAGCAAAGGACCCAUACUGUGACCGUGAAAAAUGGGCAUAUUUAUGUGACUCUUUCUAAGGCUUCAGAUUUUAAGUGUGAUUCUGAUUUCUAUGCCACUGGAAAAUUUAAAGUAAUUCAAAGACCCUCUACUCUGAAGAAAGUUCCUGAUUUCAAAAAUAUAUGACAAUAAUGAAGCAAAAUAUUUUUGUAUGUAUGGAAAGUAUUUUAGAAAAUUCUGUACAAAAAGCAAUAAAUAGAAUUAACAUGGUAUAAAUGUAUCAUAAAAAAAUGAUAACUCAGAGAAGCAUAAACAGGAAUGUAAUGUGAAACAAAAUCUAUGACACAUUCUUCUUAUCAGAAUACUCACUGACAUAACUUUGCUUAAAAAAAACCAAAAAACAAAAUAAGAUGUACCUCAGGAAACUGGAAAUGAAGUAAAUGCCUUUUAACUUCAACUGAUUGAAACAGAAAUUAACAUAAUGGAAUUAAUAUUAACAUAGAGAAGCAUAAGAAGACAUAGGAAAUGAUUUCAGCAGAACCAGGAAAACAGUAUACAUAAUUAGUACAACAAUGUAGAUCGAAAGAACAGCAACAACAACAACUAAAAAAAUCUAAAGUAAAUGCUGAGUAAUUAUAGUGAUCAAACUUAACCCCCAAAAGAGAUAUGAGGAUGCUCUUCCUUUCUUUCUUUGCAGAGUCAGGAGACUGUAGGUGCAAAACAUUGAGUAAUGUCACUUUUGGUUGAUAUGGUGAUUGAUUUUGCCAAACUUUUUUCUUUUUUCCCAUUUUUUCUUUUUUAUUAUAAGAGAUGAUUCUCUGGGUGGGAGAGGGAAAAGAUAUACUGAGGAAUACAGGUCUUGUAAGAACAAAAUACAUCAUUUUUUUAAAAAGUAAAAUAAAAGAUGUACAGAAAAUGGAAGCAAGGGCACUUAUCAGAGGAUUAAUGCAAAAGCAUGUCAUGGUCCUUUAAGUUUGGGAAACUGAAGCUCGGAAAGAUCUGAGGCUGGAAAGGAAUGCUAGACAUAACAGAAAGGGAUUUGUUACAUUUUGUUUAAUCCAAAUUGAGAAGAGGAAGCUCAAAGAUAGGACCAGUAUUCUAGUGAGCUGGGGCCCUGAUAACAGAUGGCACAAGGAGAGCAGAACUGUUCAAUUCUUGUGUUUGUUUUCUCUACUAAGGACAAUGAUCUUUGGACCGGAAAAGGAUAGAACAAAAGUAUGAUAGGAAGUUGAAACCCAAGAUAAAUAAGAAGAUAAUAAGAGAAAACAACUAACUGCCGCGGAUGAGUUCAAGUGACUUGGCCCAGACACACCUGGGAAGUAUCCCAGAUUAUUGUGAUAUUACUGUUGAACCAUUGUUAGUGCUCUUUGAAAGAGUAUAGAGAACGUGAGAGUUGCUGCAGGACAAGGAAGAACAAAUGGCCUGGUGGGGUUUUUUGUUUGUUUGUUUGUUUCUUUUCUUAAGAAAAAAAAUGGAAUUGAUUCUGGUUGUAAACUGAAAGGUGAUGAACUUGGCUCAAAUUCCUGGGAAUUUUCCAGAAUUUAUUACUAAAAGAAUGGGUAAGGAACUUCUAGGCCAGUUAAAUGGCACAUUGGAUAGAGCACCCAGCCUAGAGUCAGGAAGAACUGAGUUCUAAUUUGGCUUCAAACAUUUACUAGCUG